Messenger RNA from Dothidotthia symphoricarpi CBS 119687, 1418 nucleotides. RefSeq names its product NAD(P)-binding protein. NCBI's taxonomy places the organism in Eukaryota, Fungi, Ascomycota, Dothideomycetes, Pleosporales, Dothidotthiaceae. The coding region runs from base 433 to 1266 and encodes 277 amino acids. Gene Ontology annotation, molecular function: oxidoreductase activity. The record is from RefSeq and is a predicted model, not a curated record. The transcript has 2 exons.
CAGCAUUCCAGAACUCCUCUGCCACACAGCCCCGACUACACUCUCCUGCCACCCACGUCACGUACCUGAACCUGCCCACAUCCGUGACUUCCGCAGUGCAUAUCGCAACAACCCACUUAUCGUGUCCAUCGACCCUCCCAGCGCCAUCACCAGUGGCUAGCCAACAUGACGUCUCAGUGUAUACGGCGAUAGCCGGGGUUUAACAUGAAUAAUACUAAUCUCGCCGCCUUAUUUCCGUUCGAGAUGCACAUCUUCUCGAGCUCAAUUCGCUGGCUCUUGACGUAAUCCGGCGUUGACGUAGGUAGUGCAGCGGAGUCCAGCGGAACGCUACUCAUAGCUUGACGGUAUAAAGGGCAGCAGCACAUUUCCUACUAAACAUCGAGUAUUCACAUCUUCCCGAUUCAUCCUCUCUUCUCUCCACCACCAAACACAAUGGCCCCACGCGUCUUCCUCAUUACCGGCACUUCUACCGGCUUCGGCGAAGAGCUCGUCAAGGUCGUUCUGAAAAACGGCGACCACGUCGUUGCUACAGCUCGCAACAGCUCCAAGCUCUCCUUCGCCGACGCCAAUGACUCCAACAGCCUGCUCGUUGACCUCGACGUGACAGACAAAGGCUCAAUCGACAAGGCUUUCGAUGCCGCUAUCAAAAAGUUCAACCGCAUCGAUGUGGUCGUCAACAACGCUGGAUACGGUCUCUCGGGCCCCUUUGAGACGUUGUCAGACAAGCAGAUUAGGCAGCAAAUGGAGAUCAACUUCUUUGGCCUGAUGGACGUCACAAGAAAGGCCAUGGAGACAAUGCGGGACUUGAAGACGGGCGGCGUGAUCCAGCAAGUCACCUCUAUUGGUGGUCAACGCGGUACUCCAUCAUUCUCCAUUUACUGCGCUAGCAAGUGGGCUGUCGAAGGAUUCACCGAGUCCCUCGCUGCAGAAGUCAAGCCUGAAUGGGGCAUCAAGUUCACAUGCAUCGAGCCCGGCGGUUUCCGCACCGACUGGAGCGGCCGCAGCAUGCAGUUCGGUGAACUCGAAAACCCUGCGUACGAUCACAUGGACCCCAAAAAGCUUGCCGAGGGCCGCCAUCACAAGCAGGCUGGUGAUCCGCCAAAGGCAGCACAAGUCUUUUAUGACUUGGCUAUCAUGGACGACCCGCCAAUGAGGUGCGCGGUUGGUACUGACGCUUAUGCGGCCAUGAAUGACAAGCUCGAGAAGUACAAGGAGAGUGUGAAGAAAUUCGAGAAGUGGAGCACAAGCACCAAUGUUGAUGAAUGAGGCAUCGGGCUAAACGCCUAACCGUGGAGAGUAUACCGCGAGAGUUGGUUGUAGGGCGUGCAGCCUGCUCCAAUACACUACGAUUGUUUUAGAUUCGAAAGACCAGUUAGAUAAUGGCGACAAGCAUGAAAACAACAAAGUCUAUUUUCACU